GUUUCAUGUCUCACCACAUUUUAAAUGUUACCUGCUUGAAAGACGACACAUGCCGAGUUACAUUUCAACGCCAAGAAAGAGCGAGACAUCCGGGUCGGGAAGUGAUGAAUGUAGUUGCCUCCAGGGAUGAGGAUGUUGCUCAGGAAGUUUCCUGCCAUCUGAACACAGCAGGUGGCCUCUGGCCUCCACAGAUGUCGGAGUGAAGGGACAAACAAAGCGCAGACGUUCUGCAAGGAAGAGAGGAAAGAAAAGAGGAGUGUUUCCUCCCUCUUUUGUGCCAUUCUGACCGAGAAGCAGAGACAGAACCCCGGGGACGCCUCAACCGACUCAGGGGAACUUUCGAAGACAUUUGGCUCCUCAUUUGUCAGUCAAUGAAGUACCUGUCAGGUUGUGGACGGGUGCCAGCAAGCCACUGACCGAUGGAGAAAUAUGAGAAACUGGCCAAAAUUGGAGAAGGUUCUUACGGCGUGGUGUUCAAAUGCAGAAACAGGGACACGGACCAGAUAGUUGCCAUCAAGAAGUUUGUGGAAUCUGAAGACGAUCCAGUCAUUAAGAAGAUUGCGCUGAGGGAAGUACGCAUGCUGAAGCAGCUGAAACACGUCAAUCUGGUCAACCUGCUAGAGGUUUUCCGCAGGAAACGCCGCCUCCACCUGGUGUUUGAGUUCUGUGAGCAGACGGUCCUCAACGAACUGGAAAAACACCCACGAGGGGUUCCUGAGGAUCAUCUUAAGAGCAUUGUAUGGCAGACACUGCAGGCCGUCAACUUCUGCCACAAACACAACUGCAUCCACCGUGACGUCAAGCCUGAAAACAUCCUCCUGACCAAAAGCGGCGUCAUCAAGUUGUGCGACUUUGGCUUCGCUCGCAUACUAACUGGACCAGAGGACGACUACACGGACUACGUGGCGACCCGCUGGUACCGGGCUCCAGAGCUCCUGGUUGGGGACACUCAGUACGGGCCUCCAGUGGACGUGUGGGCACUGGGAUGCGUCUUUGCCGAGCUGCUUAACGGAAGUCCGCUCUGGCCCGGGAAGUCUGACGUGGACCAGCUGUACCUCAUACGCAAAACUCUUGGGGACCUCAUUCCUCAUCACCAGCAGGUGUUCCGGUCUAAUGUGUUCUUUAGCGGAGUCAAUAUUCCUGAACCGGACACCACGGAGACGUUGGAAAAGCGAUUCUCUGGCGUGUCACCACAGGCUCUCCAAGUAAUGAAGUCCUGCCUGGUGAUGGACCCCUCCCUCAGGUUGUCCUGCGAGGAGCUGCUGGCGCUGCCCUACAUCAACGACGACGGCGGUUCUGGCUGGGCCCGCGAGGGGGAACGUCCCGUGAGGCGCCACGAUAAAGGACCCCGCCGCAGACAGACGGGGGCCCAGUACCUGCCACAGUUAACAAACAGCAACAUGUCACCAGCGCCAGACGUCAAGAAGCCGGUGAAGCACAAAUAUCACCUGCCCAACAUUUAGCCAAUGACGAGCCAGCCGGCCUCAAUUGACCUCGUGGCUCAACCAGACUGGAUGGAACAUGAGGACACUUCUACGUCAUCUAUCCGGUAUCACUAACGCACGGCACCCAACGCUGUAGUGGUGAUGCUGGCACCCCCAGUAGCACGUCAUCUACAGCGCUCCACAUACGUAGAUUUCCGUGUGGUGCAUUCAAGGACUUGAACCUAGCGUUAGUACAUCGAGUGUCCACAAUUAUAACAAACAAUGAGAUGUUCAUUUUAAAACGAGCGUAGAAUGCGUACAAUAUUCAUUCAACCAUUAAGCUUGUGUAUGUGUAAUACAAAGCAGGAAGGUGAAAGAAUGAAUGCAAUGUAAUUACAAAUGACAUGACUGCAUGACUACUGUCAGUACUCAAGCUUGUAUAGUUGUAAUAAAAGCUGCCAUG
Messenger RNA from Dunckerocampus dactyliophorus (ringed pipefish), 1887 nucleotides. RefSeq names its product cyclin-dependent kinase-like 1. The transcript has 12 exons. Gene Ontology annotation, cellular component: nucleus. Gene Ontology annotation, molecular function: ATP binding; cyclin-dependent protein serine/threonine kinase activity. Gene Ontology annotation, biological process: protein phosphorylation. NCBI's taxonomy places the organism in Eukaryota, Metazoa, Chordata, Actinopteri, Syngnathiformes, Syngnathidae. The coding region runs from base 420 to 1463 and encodes 347 amino acids. The record is from RefSeq and is a predicted model, not a curated record.